AUGGCACCCGUAUAUUUUCUUCUCGUUAUGACCACCAUGAUGCGUGCUGCGGUGGGCAUGGCGACAUCGUGGGCUGGAGAUCAAUCUCGUCUACACGAUCCCCAGAAGGCAGUGGAAUCACGUAGCGUGAGUGUGGGCUUCAGUUUCCAGCCGUCGUAUGUCGCCGGAACUGUCCUCUUCGAGGAUGACGAUGGCAACCUCGAGUGGCAUACAGAGAUCGAUCGGAGCAGUAAUGCGUACCAGAAGGUUAUGGCGAAGUUGUCGCUUCCUUCUUCGCGCCACCUCGCUCCCCCAUACGACGACAUGGAAGAGAUGUGGAGGGACCUGCCCCGCAAAGCCCUCCGAGAAUCCCUCAAAUUAGUUGGUCUUCCAGCAUCUUACGAAGUCGGCAUCCUCGGGCAUGCAGCCCAGCGCCUCCGUACCAAGUUGGAAAAGACGCACAACAUCCACAUCGACGGUGCGGUCUUCACUGGAUCUCACCUCACGGCGCUUUACCAGGACGACCUUGAGGACGUCGCCGCCUUCCUCAAGAUCCACUAUUUCACACCCAACUGGCAGUUCAGGCCUUUUGUAUGGGAGUCGGCCUCUGCGUACGCCGGCUACGGAUUUGGACUCUGCGAGCAUUGGCGCGACGAGGCGAUUUGCGAAAAAGAGAUGGAGGAGAUGGAGAACCUACCCGUCAUGUCGGUGCACUUCACGCGCAACGCCCUGACCGUCGCGAUGCCUGUUAUUCAUGCCGCCGUCAUGGCGUGGGAGCCCGACGGCCGGCACUUUGAGAAUUUUACGCUGGGGAGUGACGCCAUUGUGAACUAUCCCACCCAUGACGCUUACUGGGCCGACGUGCGCGAGUUCCUGCUCUCGGUCACUUGGGUACACCCGGGCGCACGAGCUCCUCGGAGAAUCAUCGUGCUAGGCGACAUGGUGGACGAGCAUUUCCUCCGGGUCUUGCGCGAGACAGUUGUGGCGCAUUGGGGGGACGAUGAAGUAGGGCCGAUACAUUCGCACUUGGCCGAGUCGGCCUCUUCAAGGGGCGCAGCCGAGUUCAUGCGCCGGGGGCCGGCGUCAUGGGCUAGCAUGAAGGGAGACGAUGUGGAGCUCUGA
Molecule: messenger RNA, 1101 nt
Organism: Scedosporium apiospermum
Lineage: Eukaryota; Fungi; Ascomycota; Sordariomycetes; Microascales; Microascaceae
Exons: 2
Coding region: 1-1101 (366 amino acids)
Source: RefSeq, a predicted model, not a curated record